Molecule: messenger RNA, 1401 nt
Organism: Mucor velutinosus
Lineage: Eukaryota; Fungi; Mucoromycota; Mucoromycetes; Mucorales; Mucoraceae
Product: ER membrane protein DP1/Yop1
Exons: 4
Coding region: 1-1401 (466 amino acids)
Biological process (GO): positive regulation of mRNA splicing, via spliceosome
Cellular component (GO): spliceosomal complex
Molecular function (GO): RNA binding
Source: RefSeq, a predicted model, not a curated record
AUGCUUACGGCCCCUUAUGUUCAUUUAAAUAACACUGCUACUAGUGUCAGAGAUGUUCGAGGUAGUCAUGACAAUACCACAGCAAUGAUCGAUUAUACCAACUUGUAUAUAAAGAAUUUGGAUCCUGAAGUUACUAGCUAUGAUUUGUUCAAAAGAUUUAGAGCUUACGGUAAAAUCAUCUCUGCUAGAGUCAUGAAGGAUACAGUGACAGGUGUCUCCAAGGGCUAUGGAUUUGUUAGCUUUACGCAUAUGGAUGAAGCAAGCGAUGCUCUGCAAAAUAUGAACGGUGCCUUAUUGAACUCAAAGAAUAUUAUCGUUACAUUUCAUACACACAAAAAGUUUCUUUCUUCUCAACAACAACAACAACAACAAAAGCAACCUAAAAGACAACAUCAAGAGUACAUCAACCUAUCUCCUCCUACAAGUGCAUCCACUACCAAUACAUACAACAACAGCAACAGCAAUGUGUAUGCACCUCAACUAUCUCCACCUUACCAUCAUCAUCAUACCACAACAACUUCCCCUUCUUAUGGUUUUGCUCCAGAACAGCAUCACAAUAUACCCGCAAAGUCUGCCUUGCCUUCUCAUCAAAAUCAUAAUCCAUGGAAUGAAACUGGUAUUUGGAUGCAUAAAUCUCCUGUUGUACCUCAUCAUGCGUAUCAUACUUCAUCGAUGCAUAUUGCAGUACCUCCAACAACAACAACAAAUACAGCAAAUGCAACCGUACUGGUGUCACCCAACAAUAGCCCACCUUUGAUUGAUUUGGUAUCGUCUUCUCCCAGUCUUCCUGUGUAUUACCAGAAACCCCAAGAAAACGACACCAACACGUCUAUCACUACAAGUCAAAUUCAGAACCAAAAGAUUCGCGCCGCUGUAUCAUCUCACUUGAAGGAUUAUCAACAGAAAGAUCUCAAUGAUUUGGUCGAUUUGAUCCAGUCUCUGAAGAAAAGGGAUUUGUCGCUUUGUUUGUUCAACCCUACCUUCCUGAAGCAGAAGAUUGACGAAGCUUAUGAAGCACUUUAUCUGUUUCAAAAUGCUCCUAAUCAUCAGCCACAGGUCUCGUCCAUGUCAACCACCCCUUCUCUUGUACCUCAUCAAAUCGACGAUCAGACCGCUACAAAUGACUUCAACUCUGCAACUGCCAUCUUGAACUCGUUGGAGGGCAUGACCCUAAACAAGAAAAAGCGAGUAUUUGGCGACAUUUUCUUUCCAUUUGUCCGAGCCACAGGUGUUAAGCAUGCUCCAAAAGUUACUAUUCGCUUGUUGGAUACUGUUCCUUUGGAAGAAUUAGUUUUCAAUAUGUAUGAUAAACAAGAAUUGACAAGAAAGGCUCAAUACGCAUAUUCGCAACUUUAUUCUACCAACAACAACAACAACAACAACAACAAGAAUGAAUACUGA